ACAGCGCCCAUUGUCGUUGUGUGUGUUGUUGUAUUGAUGUUGUUCGUUGUGGCGGCGGCGGCGGCUCGCCAAGCAUUGUGGCGGUGCAGACGUGACGUACGAAUGCAAAUCCGUUCCGUGAGGCAGCCUGGGCCGCGGGAGUGUCGUGGACGGAGGCGCUGGGCACGCGGCCCUCCCGCCUGCUGCUGGGGAGGGCGAGCCGAGGAGUGUACGGGCUCUGCGGGUGGUCGUGCGCUGUAGCGGCGUCCCGGGUGCCUCCUCAGCGGCAGCGUGGACACACGCGACGGUGGCGAGGAGGCGUGUGUUGUGCCUGAGAGCGCUCGGCCUUACCUGGUGUUCCUCAUUACAGGUGUUACUGUGUUGACGCUGCGCGUGUGUGAGGUGUGGAGCCAGUGUUGUGGUGGUGUCAGUGUGUACUGUGUUGGUGGGAACCGUGCCUCUGUCUCUGCGGGAACCGGUGCGCGUCAGUGAAAGAGGCACUCACUCCAUGGUGAGGCAGAAGUGAGGACAGUGGUGUUUACGAGGGCGUGUGGGCGCCGCUCGCUGCGGGCGGCCCUGACCAUAAUAUAACAAACAACAGCAGCAGCUGUGGGGCGGGGCAGGCCAUAGAUGAGCGGCGUCGCCCCGCCGAGCGGGGCAUGUGAACAAGCGGGAUGAUCCGCCGGCGCUGCAGGCUGGCGCGGGCGUGAUGCUAGAGCUGAUGGAGUCCUCGGGUGGUGGCGGAAAGGGCGGGCGGGUGCCGGCCCGAGUGAGCGGCUCGUCAACCCCGCCGUCCCGCGGCAGCCCGAGCCACAGCAGGGAGGGCAGCCCCCUGCUGCUGAAGCGGGCCCUCCACCCCCCCCUGGCCGGCCAGCUCUCCGCGCCCCCCGUCCAGCAGUACCAUGAGCGUCUUCACGCCUCCCUCAAGCGGUCCAACUCUCUCAAGCGUCUCCUUAAGCUGCCCAUCUUCGGCGGCCAGACAGGUGAGUGUGUCGGUGCCGCGCGCCGGGCCAGGCGGGAUCUGUACUCUCCCAUCGGUCCAUCGCUCCCCUCAGCCGUACAUGUCCCGGUGUUACCUGCUAUCUCGGCCUCAGUGGCCCAUGAGCCCGUGGUGGAUGCAAACUCGCCACCCCGGGACACAGGCUCACUGUGA
Molecule: messenger RNA, 1132 nt
Organism: Eriocheir sinensis (Chinese mitten crab)
Lineage: Eukaryota; Metazoa; Arthropoda; Malacostraca; Decapoda; Varunidae
Exons: 3
Coding region: 689-1132 (147 amino acids)
Source: RefSeq, a predicted model, not a curated record